AUGUCUGACGUCGAAGAACAAGUCCAAAUCGAAGAAGAAGUUGUUGUUGAAGAAUCCUCUUCCGUGUCCAUCGAGGACUGCCUGCAAAAGGUCCUGAGAACCGCUUUGGUUCACGAUGGUCUUGCCAGAGGUCUCAGAGAGGCCAUCAAGGCUUUGGCUAGAGGUGAGGCUCAACUGUGUGUCUUGUGUGACUCUGUCACUGAGGCCAAGAUUAUUUCUCUGGUUGAGGCUUUGUGCAAUGAGCCAGAGGAGAAGAUUCCUUUGAUCAAGGUCUCUGACGCCAAGCAACUCGGUGAGUGGGCUGGUCUCUGUGCUUUGGACAGAGACGGUAACGCCAGAAAGGUUGUUGGUGCUUCUUGUGUUGUCAUCAAGAACUGGGGUGCUGACUCUGAGGAGAGAAACGUCCUUUUGGAGUACUUCUCUCAGCAGUAA
Messenger RNA from Ogataea parapolymorpha DL-1, 432 nucleotides. RefSeq lists its product as uncharacterized. Gene Ontology annotation, molecular function: structural constituent of ribosome. The record is from RefSeq and is a predicted model, not a curated record. Gene Ontology annotation, biological process: translation. The transcript has a single exon. Bases 1 to 432 code for a protein of 143 amino acids. Lineage: Eukaryota; Fungi; Ascomycota; Pichiomycetes; Pichiales; Pichiaceae. Gene Ontology annotation, cellular component: cytosolic small ribosomal subunit; ribosome.